AUGUUUCCUUUAAGGAGGGUGUUGAGUUGUCAAGUGCCUCUGAAGAGCUGUUCCGUACGGUUCCUUCAAGUAGGGCGCCCAUUACUGAAUGAUCAGACCUCUUUUUUUGGUGAAAUGACCAAGAAGGCCAAACUAGAUAGUGAUGAUCCAAAUAAGCUUUCCAAUAAGAUGACAGUGGCCUCUGAUGUCGCUGAAACAGAAAAGACUGCUUCUCUUGAUUCGAUUACCAUUGAAAACGAUACAAUGUUACAGAAAUAUAUUCAAAGCCAACAACAACCGGAGAAAUUGGCACCUCAUCUACUUCUCACACCUUUUAAGAGGAAACUGUAUAUGGCAAAUUGUGAAUUGAAUGGUUUUUACAAGAAUGAUACCAUUGUUGCUUUACCGGGGACCAGUGAAAGAUACAAAUUGCAUCUGUCACGUCAAGAGAUUGAAGUACUAGAACCAUCGGUAUACGUUAAGUCGUACAGGAUAAAAAGUUCGAUGAAGAAAGCAACAAUGUUGUUGAGAUUACUAAAUGGGUUGGAUGUCAAGAAAGCAUUGACUCAGUGUCAUUUCUCCGCAAAGAAGAUUGCUCGUGACGUCGCAGAACUGCUAGAAAGAGGCAUUGAAGAUGGUAAGAAACUGGGACUUGAUUCUGAUGAUCUAUACAUCUCACAAAUUUGGACUGGUAGUGACGGAAUGUGGGGGAAAAGACUAGAAUGCAAAGCGCGCGGUAGAACUGGAUUAAUUCAUCAUCCUCACGUUCAUGUGAGGUGCAUUCUCAAGACUAAAAGUGUCACCAAGAGCAGACUAGCUUAUGAGGCUCAGCUCAAAGAUCAAAGAAGGAAACCAUGGAUUCAACUCGCAGACAAGCCUGUUAGAGGAGUCCCAGGUGGUGCAUACAAAUGGUAG
Molecule: messenger RNA, 894 nt
Organism: Torulaspora delbrueckii
Lineage: Eukaryota; Fungi; Ascomycota; Saccharomycetes; Saccharomycetales; Saccharomycetaceae
Gene: MRPL22
Product: mitochondrial 54S ribosomal protein uL22m
Exons: 1
Coding region: 1-894 (297 amino acids)
Biological process (GO): translation; ribosome assembly
Cellular component (GO): mitochondrial large ribosomal subunit; ribosome
Molecular function (GO): structural constituent of ribosome
Source: RefSeq, a predicted model, not a curated record